AGUUUGUGCAACGUGUGUAAGCUGUCCGUGAAUAGAAGUAGUAAGGAUAAGAUUGUUUGUGGACAAUGUAAUUCCUACUUUCAUGGAAUGUGCGUAAAACUAGGAGAGACUGAAAUUGAGGAGCUAUCGGCUAGGCCUGCUGGUUGGACUUGUAAUAAGUGUCUUAAUAAGCUUAGGGCUGAGCGUAGUAAAAAUGAUUCAACACCUGUUCGUACGAGCAGUACGACGAAUAUAAGUGCCGGUUCUAUUGUCACUCUAGAAUCUUUGAACAAUUCCUUGGAGGAGCUUAAGGCUAUUUUCAGUGCUAGUCAACAAAGUUUGAAAGAGGAACUUUUUAGUGCUAUCGGUGCGUGCACUGCUAAAAUGAAUGAGAACUUUGCGACUCUUUCUGCGCAAGCUCAACUUAUAAAAGACCAGCAGACAACUAUAAAUGAGCUAUUAAGUGAAAAUGCUACUCUUAACAAGAGACUUGAUGCGGUUGAAUUGCAUGCGGAUAGGAAUGAGCAGUAUUCCAGGAGGAAUCUUCUAGAGAUACAUGGUAUUCCCUCAAUUCCAAACGAGGACGUAGUUGGGACGGUUCUUAGUGUGUGUAGAAGUGUGGGCUUAGACUUUAAGAGGCAGUCCAUAAUUGGCUGUCAUAGAUUGAAAAAACGGAACAAUCGUCCUUCGGCUGGUAUUGUCGUGAAGUUUUUGUGCCGAGAUGAUGCGGAAGCCUUGCUACAAAAGCGGAAAGUUAAGCACAACUUGAACACUGAGCAUAUCGGCAUUGGUGGGCAAGCGAUGCCGAUCUAUAUCAAUCGGUCGAUGACUGAGAGGCGGAGGCAGCUGUUCGCCAAGGCUAAGAAACUGCAGCGAGAUAAGGGUUUCAGAUACGUUUGGGCUGAUAGAAACGGAACAUUGAAGAUAAGGCCGACCGAAGGAGGCAGAAUAUUCGUUGUCAACUCGGAGGAGGACUUGCGGUGCUUUCAGGCUGAUAGCGCUGGCAACGGAGGCUCCGAUGGGUGCACCGACAAUCGCUCUACUGAUAAGUGAUAACGCUUCCUAAAGAUUGACCAUCCCAUUGCUAUCUUUUGAAUAGUCGAAUUUUAUAAUGCAGUUUUGAUUUAUCAUCUUGAACAUUAUUUUUCCACUUGUUGAAUUUUUUAUGAUUUUCAUUUAUUUAUUAUUAUUUAUUUUUAUUGAGGCCUCUUUAUUAUCCUGAUUAAUCUAUUUAUAAUUCUGAAUUACCCUUUUAGGACUGAUUAAUUUAUUAUUCAAGUGAAGUACGUUACAUCUAUGAACAGGUAACACAUAAAACUGAGUUUCAAUAUAAAUUAAAAAGACUAAUAUUAUGCCCUGAUAGUCUUUUAAUAUUAUGUACGAAGUUUAAUAUUACCUUAUAUUAUAAACAAUUAAUUUUUGUCUAAUAUGUCUAUAAUAUCUUGUAUAAAUUGUCUCUGGUUAUUUGUUUUGUUUUUAGGCAUAUUUCAUAUUAGAAAGGUGCAACAACAAGA
Molecule: messenger RNA, 1493 nt
Organism: Nilaparvata lugens (brown planthopper)
Lineage: Eukaryota; Metazoa; Arthropoda; Insecta; Hemiptera; Delphacidae
Source: RefSeq, a predicted model, not a curated record